This is a messenger RNA of Chondrus crispus (carragheen), 759 nucleotides long. RefSeq lists its product as hypothetical. The record is from RefSeq and is a predicted model, not a curated record. The transcript has a single exon. NCBI's taxonomy places the organism in Eukaryota, Rhodophyta, Florideophyceae, Gigartinales, Gigartinaceae. Bases 1 to 759 code for a protein of 252 amino acids.
AUGGAUCUCGCUAUGAUGCUUAGCGGCGACAAGCGCGAGGAUACUAUCGCCCCCGCCCCGGUUUCCGAGGGCCCCGUCCCCAAGCGCGCGCGCGUCGAGCUGCGUCACUCCUCUCUCUCCCCCGACCGUCCACGCGUGCACGCCGACCCGCCACCCACGUCUGUCCAGCUCGACGCCCGGAAGACCCCACCUCCCGUCCCCGUCUCCUCUGCCCCGCGCCCCGACGGCCCCGCCGUUGGCCCUUACUUCGACCUGCAGCAGGCCGUCCACAACGCCCUGGAGGGUAAGACCGCCACGCUCACCACGUCUGACAAGGUCGCACUCGCGCUGGAAGUCCUUCGCGCGCGCCAGCUCGAGCUUGACUUGGCACAGGCCAGGAAUAAUAUCGAGGCCCUGGUCACAAAGGCCUCUACGACGCCGCGCACCUUGCGCGCCGUCAUUCCAGCCUCCACCGUCAAGGGCUUGCCGGUUGGAUUUCCGAUUGACAUUUCCAACGGAAAGUUUUUGCUCUCGCCGACACAUAACGAUCCCCAGGCGCUUUUUUUGACCUUGGAUUUGCAAAGCUUUGGGCCUCAGAAAGGUUACCCCCAGCAGGCCCCACAGGCCCCAAAGGUGGGAGGCGAGGACAAAGUUGCCAGUACAGCUGAGACGAGGCCGCUUGAAGGGGGAGUUGAAGUGGAGAAGAAAGAUGUGAUCGAUGCAGCGCCCGAAGCGAAGAAGGCUGAUAAGGACGCACAGGAAGAGCAGAAGCCAUUGUAG